Messenger RNA from Spirodela intermedia, 5746 nucleotides. The record is from the annotation of a GenBank genome assembly. Lineage: Eukaryota; Viridiplantae; Streptophyta; Magnoliopsida; Alismatales; Araceae.
AUGCUCGUUGCGGCCUUUAUGAGAUUGCUGUCCCUGUGCUGGAGUCCGGUGGAUGCGAGCGAUGGCGGCGGCGGCGAAGAUGAUGGCGGAGCGGGGAGGGAGCGGAGCGAUGGCCUUCUGCGGUAUCGGGACAUCGGGCAGUACGGCUUUGGGGAUUUCUCUAUGGCCGUGGUGCAGGGGAACCAGGUCAUGGAGGACCAGUGCCGGAUCGAAUCGGGGCCAUUCGGGACCUUCGUCGGGGUUUACGACGGGCACGGGGGGCCCGAGGCCGCGCGGUACGCGUGCGACCAUCUCCACUCUAAUUUCCGUGGUAAGUCGUCGGAAGAGGAGCCUGCUCUCCGAUUCAGUGUAAUAUUUUUUUGGAGCCUGGGUAGUAAUAUUUUGAUUUCUCGCAUUAAUACUUUUUUCACUUCAAUUUUUGGAUUCAUUCUUGUGGGUUCACCAUGAAGGAAGGCUUUUAUUAUUGGGAUAAUUAAUCCAUUUUCUCGUCUUUCCCUCUUGUAAUCUGCAUCUACUUUUUUCACUUAUGCCCGAGUAAUUCAUCUAUUUGAACUUGAUGAGAUCUAAAUGGUUGUUUCAUCUUUUCUGAACGGAAUUUUGAUUUUUCUCCAUAGACUCUGGUGAAUUCAUAUUUUGCAUUUUCAUUCGAAAGGUGGAAGUAAUCAUCGUGGUAAAUUUUCAUUUGUAAUGCCGAUCGAAGUUGUGUUGUUCAGCACUCGGAAGAAGGCUGGAGUGGUAAGGAAGAUGAUUCAAUCUUGGUAAAAGAUAAAUAAAUAAAUAGGGAAUAUUUAUGAUAGAAAUAAUUGAAAAUAAUUAUGGUUGAAUGAAUUGAUCUGUAUCAUCCUCCAAAUCGAAGAAUUUUUCCAACUGCCAUCUAAGCGAAGGAGAGUAACACAGAUAGUCACUGAGGUUUCCAAGAGAAGGUCUGUAUUUUAUUGGAGGUUCGUAACUUUUGGCUGUAUUCGUCAUGACUCAAUUACCCUGUCAAAAAGGUGUGGUGAUCACACGGGCCCCUGGAUAUGGUUGUUGAUCGUAGUUGCACUCAUGGUAAUUGCUACCGUUGUGUUUCGUUUUGUAUUAUCAUUCCUUUGGAGGCAUCUCAUUUGAAUGUGACCAAGUGCGUGUUUAACUACAGUUAUGUUUUCAAUCUAGGAGAUGCUAAUUUAUUUCACUUGGUUUCCUACGUUAGUUUUUUACAUAGAAGGGAGAAAUUAUAGUCCCUUUAAGCUGGUAAGCUUCGAUUUGUGCAGAGGUUUCUUCUGGUCCAGUGGGUGUGACACCUGAAAGCAUCGAGAGAGCGUUUCUGCAAACAGAGGAGGGUUUUAUAGCCCUUGUUUCUGAGCUGUGGGACUCUCAGCCUGAUAUAGCUACUCAAGGUUCGUGUUGUCUUGUUGGCAUAAUCUGUCAGCAGACUCUUUAUGUGGCAAACCUGGGAGACUCUCGUGUUGUUCUGGGUAAAAGAGUUGGCAAUACAGGUGAAAUUGCUGCCAUACAACUGUCUACUGAGCACAAUGUUAAUGUUGAGGCUGCAAGACAGGAGCUGAAGGCACAACACCCAAAUGAUCCACAGAUUGUGAUGCUCAGACAUGGGGUUUGGAGGGUUAAAGGCAUUAUUCAGGUGUCCACUUGUACUCUUGCUCUCUUGUUGGAACUAAGAAAUAAUUCUCCUCACCAUAUUUAUGAACGUAUAAUUUUUUUCUUGAAAGAUGUGGGCAUUCGCAACAUCCUGAAAUAUGUCCUGGGUUGUUAUUUUCUCGUGAUUAAGCUGUGUUUAGUUUUAUUUAGCACUGCAUCUUACUCUCUUAUCUGAUAUCAGAACGAAUGGAUUAUAUGGCUAUGCACUUUGUUUUUGACAUUAAGAAGAAUCGAAUGAUGUUUCUUUGCUUUUAAAUCCUCUUUCAGUUAUUGAUUAUGUCUGUAUUAAAAAUCCUUGAUGACUGUUGAUUCAAUUCACCUUCUUUUUCUAUAAUCAAUUUCAUUUUAUCUUCAUCUAAUUCUUUUUCUACGCUGAACCUUUUUUUUCUUCUUGGUUUGUUCCUUCUUUUUCAUUCUGACUUGCCUUUCUCAGUAAUGCUUUUGAUUCAAGCCAUUGCUCUAAAAGAGUCACCUGGAACAGGGGUAUCCGCCUUAGACUGCCAAAUUAAAUGCAUUAGGAUUUUCUAUUUGCAUGAAAAAGUUCUAGGGAAUCUAAUGCCACAGUUAUUCACAUUUGGGCAGUUGCAUCUUGCAUUCUGACUGUUUUCUAAGACAAGCAUCUGUGAAAUCUUCAAGAGUAUCUAUUCCUAUUUUGAGAACUACAAGAUCAAGAGAGAAACCAAUACUAGUGACGUGAAAAAAACACAUAUGCGCUUUGUAGCUGCUCAGACCAAUUCAACUGCUGUAGAUUGCGGUGGUGUUCCCAGUGUUUAUGCUUUCCCAUUUGGAGGCAGGAAGCCCGUUUUUAAUGAAUGAAUGAACACCUUUGAGAUCAUUUCGAUUAUCGAAGCAAGAUUUCCCCUCCAGAAAUCCAACUAAGCUUUUGGAUCCGGUUCCUAUAAAGAAUUCGGCUAUGGUAUCCCACUUCCAGUUCAUUGGAGUGGCUAAGAGUUCAUCCAUUCAUUAAUUGCGUUCCCUGGCUCAUCUUGACACCCGGCAUAUAUUAUUGCCUCGAUCUUGGAACUAAACUUGGUCUUACAGUUGGUGCUGUUGGAAAGAAAAGUUAUGCCUAUGCUCCAUUUAAGCAAAAACAACUUACAGCAAACAAAACUGCACAAAGCUAGGUUUUGAAACUAUAGGAAAAUGAGCCAGGUAUGUUGGGUCGACACCUCCCUUCCCCACAAACUUGACUUGCAAGUUUCCCUGCGAAAACUUUUCCAUGCCUAAUCUUAUAAAGAGCACUAUUCUCCUUUAGUUAGGUGGUUGUCCCCUCUCUCAGAGGCUGUAAGGCACUGGUGGAAUCGAAGGCCCGCUUACAAAAUAGGCUACAGGAGAUCGUUUCUCACCCAGCACUACCUCCGUCAGUAGAGCUGAAACCAAAAAAGACCUGUUUCCACACACAUGAGACAUGCAGAAGGUAUGGGACGACCAAUUCACCACAGAAAGCGAAUUCAAUCCUCUUCUUCUGUUCAAUAAAUGGAGUGGAAAGGGAGGCGGGUCAGGUCGGCGAAGUUGUAUGCAUAUCAAGAAUGAUUUUUCACCUAUCCUGUAAGGGAUGAUUCUCGACUAUAGAUUCCCUAUGCUCAUGUGAACGGCUGAGGAUGUCAGGCCCAUUGAUCUAAAAGGAAACCCUUUUAGAAAAGAGCGAUAUGCACAUCUUUAUCUAUUAUUUCAGUCUUCUAGACAACUUAAUAAAUGGAGUUACAAACCCCUCACUGCUCUCACCAUAUCUAAACCGAUUCUUCUUCUAUGUCAAGGGAGAACGAAACACCUGGUAAACACCAUUAUCUUCCCAUUUCUUGGUGAAGAUAAGUGUGCGAUCAGAGAUGGGGUGAGGAUCUUGAUGUGUUUUCUGCUGUUUUAGUGAAUGUGGAUACUGCCAUUCGAUCCUUGGAGUAAGGAGGUUAUUUCUUGGUCGAGCUUUUAGGAUAGGGUGGAUGUUCUUGACCUUAUUGGAUACCCACUUCACGAGGUGGGUAUCCAAACUGCGGAUGUUUCAGCUGAGGUGGAACUACGUUCCCUGGUUGCAUGUGAUUGGCAGUGGAACAGAUACUGCGGAUGCUUAGGGGAGCCAAGGCACUCAUACCCUCAGUGAUGGAGAAAUACAAUACCCACUUCACGAGCAUUGGUGGUAGCUAGAAGUUGCAAUGGGAUUUUAGAUAUAUUAUCAUUAUAUAUUUCCUGAGGUGUAUAUAUCUCGUACUAAGGCUUUUAUUUUGUAUUAAUUUACCAGAUAUUUAAUAUAUUUAAUUUUCAAAAAUAUUCCUUUAUAUUGAUUUUUUUAAUGCUAUAUUUAAUUUGAAUGUUUAUAUGUCUGAUUCCUCCGCUAUCUAGAUAAAUCUGAACAUUUAUCUAGACAGAUAUGUAUGCUAUUAUCUUAUUCGUCGUUCUUUAAAAGGAUAUCUAAAACUAGUUCUCACCUAGAUGUUAUUGAUAGGACCCUGGUCCUGGACAGGAGCGGGCAACAGAAAUAUGGAAAUAGAAAAGGGAUAGUUGAAGAUUAACCGUAGGAAAUAUAGCUAGGCCCCAAAGAACCCCAGAGUGAUGGGGACGUUCCCCUGCUCCCCCCCAGCCGCAGCUGCCCAAGAAUACUCCUCGAUGUCCUCUUUCCCCCUCUAACCUGAGCCUUAAUACCUCUUUCCCUCUUAUUGAGAAAGGACCUAGCUGCUCCCCCUCCCUAAGUCCUCACCUAAAGGGGGCUGUUUUGUCCCUUCGAGUCCCCUUUGGGUGCCCCUCUUCUAGCGUAUUGUAAGUUAGGCCCAUUGGGGAUCCUCACAGUUGUCUAGUACCUCACCUUUCUGCCUGGGCAGUAAUAUUUUAACCUUCGGUGAAGAAGCUUGGUGCUUGGUCUCUAUUCUGUGCUAAAAGUUCUUUUUUACAGUCCCCCUCCGAUUAAUUGGUAGCCAAUUCCAAUAAGCUUGGUCCAGUCAUGUUGAAGUGGAUUUUAUGCAAUGUUCAUUCCUGCCUUGUCUGUUUUAGAGGCUCUACUUUUUUACCUCAAUGUCUUCGUCCUUGGGAAGCAUUCUCAACCAAAACAUUCAAUCACCCUCAUUUUCAUAAGGCUCUAUGCUUCAGUUUCACGCCAUAUCAGGCGGCACAAGUGGCCUGCUCUUUUUACUUUAUUUCAUAAAACUUGUUUUCUCUAUGGUGUAGCUGUUCUAUAUCUCCUGUAAUCUUGGGAACUUACCCGCUGUGUCUGAGGAGACUCACUAGUCCUUAAACAUCAGUGGUAAAAGUACUAAAGACACUUGCCGAGAGCAUUUUUGAUGUUCGUCCUUAUCCGAUUUGUAGGUAACAGUGGUUCCCCAGAGCAUGAUGCAUAAAUCACGUUACGAUCGAUAUUUAGAAUGAAUGCUCUACUUCUUGAGUCAUAAAAUGAGAAGCCAAUGAACCUUGGUCAGAAAAUAAUUGCAUUUUUUUGGUGUUUUGCAAUAGAGUAAGAUUUGGGCUUCUCUCGGUCUUCCAGUCAGGGUUGCAGACAUCAUAUAUAUAACAGAGUUUGGGCUGGCUGUGUGGAAUGUGCAGGUUUCCAGAUCUCUGGGCGACGCUUAUAUGAAGCAGGCCGAGUACAACAGGGAGCCCAUAAAUCAAAAGUUCAGGAUUUCUGAGCCGAUGAACAUGCCGAUCCUCUCUUCUAGGCCGAGUAUCAUAUCCCAUUCUCUUCAGAAGAACGAUUCUUUUCUGAUCUUCGCCUCCGAUGGUUUGUGGGAGCACCUGAGCAAUGAGAAGGCGGUCGACAUCAUUCACAAUCAUCCUCGCCUGGUGGGGUUCCUUUUUUUUUUUUUUUCCUUUUUUUUUUUUUGUAAAGAAACUCUCACAAUUAUGUAUUUAUUCAUUCCAUUCAUUCAUUCAUUCAUUCACGCUGGCCGGUCGACGACUUGCUUUUUCCUGGUCGCAGGGGAGUGCGAGGAGGCUGGUGAAGGCUGCUCUCCAGGAGGCGGCUAGAAAGCGCGAGAUGAGAUACUCGGAUCUGCGGCGGAUUGACCGGAAGGUUCGACGCCACUUCCAUGAUGACAUAACGGCGAUUGUUUUAUUCUUGAAUCACAAUCUUAUCGCCAGCGGGCUGGUCCAAGGCCCUGCGCUGUCUAUCCGAAGCUCAUUGGAGCACUGA